This is a messenger RNA of Coregonus sp. 'balchen', 792 nucleotides long. NCBI's taxonomy places the organism in Eukaryota, Metazoa, Chordata, Actinopteri, Salmoniformes, Salmonidae. The record is from the annotation of a GenBank genome assembly.
CUUAUAGCAAACAACAGCAAGUUCCUGUCUGACUUUGGGAUACGAAAUGGUAGCCGUCUGCAAGUGGAUGACUUUCUGCAGGAUUACACACUCCUGGUUAACGUGAUUCACUGGUAAGAGGAUAUGUAUUUAUCCGUGUGCUGUAUAGGCCUUUGCAUUUGCAUGACUAAUGCAAAUUUGUUUCCCUAAUGUAAAUGUAUUUCUGUGCUUGUCUGGAAAAGUGAGGACUUAGAGAAGGAUGUGGAGUUUGAGGUGGUGGGUGACGCCCCUGACAAAGCCCCAACCCCACCCAGCGCACAAGAAGAGGACAAGAAUGUUGCCAAUGGCAACAAAGACUCUGCAGAACCAUCCACCUCUUCCAAAGGUGAGCAAAACUGACAUUGACUACAGAGAUGGACUAUUUUAGACUACAUCUAAUAAUUCAAAUCCUGGUCAUAAAUCACCUGUCCUGUCCUUAAACCAUUUUGUUUAUAGUACUGAGAAUCAUGUGUAGCCAUGUUUAUUUUGUUGCUGAAUGUAAACUCUAAAAGGGUAAAUGUCAAUCGUCUCUCGUCUGACUUUCUCUUGCUUUCCUUUCUCCUCUUAGCCCCUGCUGAGCAGGAUGAUGUUCUGAUAGUUGAUUCGGACGAGGAGGAGCCGUCCUCCAGCACUAUGGAUGUCAGCAUGGAGUCAGGAGGCCACAAGAGGAAGCUCCAUGAUGCUGAGACAGGCGAGGCUUCAGCCAAGCGCCAACGCCUGGAUCAGCCUUCGGCCGGCGAUGAAGACGAUGAUGACAUCAUUGCACUAGACUAG